Messenger RNA from Canis lupus familiaris (dog), 1174 nucleotides. RefSeq names its product deoxyuridine triphosphatase (gene DUT). The record is from RefSeq and is a predicted model, not a curated record. The coding region runs from base 93 to 737 and encodes 214 amino acids. The transcript is spliced from 7 exons. Lineage: Eukaryota; Metazoa; Chordata; Mammalia; Carnivora; Canidae. Gene Ontology annotation, molecular function: magnesium ion binding; dUTP diphosphatase activity. Gene Ontology annotation, biological process: dUMP biosynthetic process; dUTP catabolic process.
UUCCGAGGUCAUCCCAGCCGGACGCGACCUCAGGGUGCAGGCCCGGCGCGCCAGCCGCGGCCGACGACCAGCCGGCGCCCGAACCUCGGGGCAUGACUCCCCUCUGCCCUCGCCCCGCGCUCGGCUCUCUCUCCUCCACGUCCUGGCUCCGCUCCGUGUUUAAGGACGCGCGCGGCGCCGCGCCCAGAGGAGAAGCCGCGGGGCCGCUCUUCCGACCGCUGUCCAGCACCCGCAGGCCGAGCCGGGGCGGCUGCCGCGCCACGACACCUGCCAUCUCCCCCAGCAAGCGGGCCCGGCCUGCGGAGGACGGCAUGCGGCUGCGCUUCGUCCGGCUCUCAGAGCACGCCACCGCCCCGACCAAGGGGUCCCCGCGGGCCGCGGGCUACGACCUGUACAGUGCCUAUGAUUAUAUACUACCACCCAUGGAGAAAGCCAUUGUGAAAACAGACAUUCAAGUAGCUCUUCCUUCUGGGUGCUAUGGAAGAGUAGCUCCCCGUUCUGGCUUGGCUGCAAAACACUUCAUUGACGUAGGAGCUGGCGUCAUAGAUGAAGAUUAUAGAGGAAAUGUGGGUGUUGUGCUAUUUAAUUUUGGCAAAGAAAAGUUUGAAGUCAAAAAGGGCGAUCGGAUUGCACAGCUCAUUUGUGAACGGAUUUUUUAUCCAGAAAUAGAGGAAGUUCAGGUUUUAGAUGACACUGAAAGGGGUUCAGGAGGUUUUGGUUCUACUGGGAAGAAUUAACAUUAUGCCAAGAAUAGAAAAUGAGAAAACAUACUUUUUUCUUAAAAAUAGUUUUUGCUUAAAGUGUUUGGAUGUUUUGCACAUCUGUAAAUUUAAUAGCUUUAGCUUCUAAAACUGUUUGGUUUUCUUAAGAUUAAGGAAAAGAUACCUCUGUUGGGGUCUCAUAAAACCUUACUUGCUUAUGUUUUACGCAUUUGAUUAUUGUAUAAAUAAAUAUAUGUGAUGACCUAAUACAAACCUUUUGUUUUUUUUUUAUCAAAUGUAUAUCAAUUACAGAUCCAAACCUUGUAUUGUUUAAUUCACUAAAUGCUACCUCUUAAACUUAUUUCGUUGCUUUGUAAAUCAUAAGCAGUGCCUUUCAUUCAAUAAAUUUUUCUUUCACAGAUAUAAAUUAUUGUAUGAAGUGAACUAAAAAGAUAAUAAAAAAGUUGAAGUUA